CUCCUCUUGGGCAAAAAGCGCACGCCUAGAGUUCCGCACAUCAUGCGGACAUAGGGCCGGGGAGCUACAAAACGCGCAAGGAGUGCUACUCUUUUUCUCCUUUUCUUCAAGGGGAGAGCGGCAGACUGCUGCUUUUAGAACAGAAAAACUUCAGGGAGGUAUACGACCCAGCCGGGCUUCACAAAACGGUGCUCGCGCCCAUGUCCCGGGCCAUCAGUUAGCGGUAGGGCUGGUUGGGGUUCGGGUUGACGAUGCUCAUUUUCUCUUGUGCGAAGUCCUCCGCGCAUCCGCGACGAGGCAGCCCACGACUUUUCAACUAGCUAGCUAAUCAUCGCACUAAAUACAACAGGAGAUAGCUUUUGAGGUAGGUUUUCGCAGCUAGUCGAGAUUUUUAAAAGUUCUUUAAUUUGUGCAGCUGAGCCUGUUAUAGUAGAAGACGAUCUUCUAAACAUGCCCGACGUGGUCUCCGUGCUUCCGGCAAGUACAACCGGCGGUCCCUCGAACCUGGUCCGAGUUGAUCUCCCCACGCAAUCCUCGCCGGCGACGAGGACGACGACGACUGCAAGUACUGGCCCUACUCAAGCUUUCAACCUGCAAACUGAACUGGACGACAUCGGUAUGCGCUGCAAAUAUAGACCUGAAUUAUCUGGAAUAAUUUUGCCUUGCUGGUGAAGCUCGCAUCGCAGAUGAAGAAUAAAUGCUUGCGUAGAUGUACGGGGAAACUCACAAAAAGCAUGAGGAAUUUCGAUUUUUCGAAGCUUGUUGCAGAUUCAUGCGCAAGACGCCCGACAAAAUGACUUCCAUGCUGGAAGUUCCAGCACGACAAAAAAUAAACUGGCCAAUCGCAUACAUGGUCAUAAAUUGCCGCCCUCCGUUCACAUCUCGCAUCACAAAUCCAGACCCCUUGAUGACAUAUUUGCGAAGCAUAAUCGAAGCCGUUCUGUCCAAAAGAGUGAAAAGAAACGACAUCGAUUCCCUGGAGAAACGAAUUACGCAUUGCAAAAGUUGUAGCGUACUCGUACUCGUAGUAAUGGCAAUCAUGGUGCGCCGAAGAUCUCGCUUCUGGACGCGGCCUAGUGCCAGAUCAUUCGGCAUUUCGAAUUCCAACAUUUUGCAUGCUGAGGUGGAAGGAAAUUCUUGUCAUGAUGCACUUUUUACCACUAGUACUGCGAUAGUACGUCAACGUUUGCACAGGAUACGAAUUUUGGAGUUGCAGACCAUGAUCAUGUCUUCCGGGGAAGAUUUCUGUAACGACGAUGCUACAAAUCCAAGUACCACUACAAGAACCGUGACUUCUGCAAUAUCGCGUAAGAAACAGAAUCUGCUCGGCAAAUACGAAUUUGAGCGGCACUCCAGACGAGCUCGGGCACUGUAUGAGAAUGUCAGGUGGGAACGCGUCGUGAAAAUGAAAUGUAGCAUGCCUCGCGUGAAGUAGAAAUUGUACUGCGCACAAACCCGUCGCACCUCGGAGGGC
Amoebophrya sp. A120 is the source of this 1474-nucleotide messenger RNA. NCBI's taxonomy places the organism in Eukaryota, Dinophyceae, Syndiniales, Amoebophryaceae. The record is from the annotation of a GenBank genome assembly.